Molecule: messenger RNA, 2437 nt
Organism: Paramisgurnus dabryanus
Lineage: Eukaryota; Metazoa; Chordata; Actinopteri; Cypriniformes; Cobitidae
Source: RefSeq, a predicted model, not a curated record
GGUUUUGUCUUGUUGGUACUGUGGUUGUCUUGUGCUUGUAUGUGUUUUACAGGUUCACGUGUGCUUCCCUCACAGGUGUUCCUGUUCAGUGUGAUUGCCGCCUCUCGUCUUCCUCACCUGUUGCUUGUUAUCCUCUCGUCUGAUCUGUGUAUUUAAUCCCUGUGUGUCUAGUGUGUCUUUGCAAGUCCGUUUGUCGAUAUACUCGCCUGUCACCUUGUCUAUAUACUUGUCUGUCACUUUGUGUGUACUCGCCAAAUUACUAGCUCUGCUAGCUACCAGUUCUGUCCUGUCCUUGUUUCCAGUUUUUGAUUUAAUAUCUCCCCAUCCCAGUUUGUGCUCUCUGCUACCCGGGAUUUUUGCUGUGGAUUUUGUUCCUGUCUCUGUUUCCAGUUUAGUGACUUAAUCUUCCCUACCCCAGUCUGUGCUGUCUGUUAUCCGGGAGUUUUUGCUGUGGAUUUUGACUAUUCGACGGCUCUCUGAAACGGCCCUCCACCUGCCUGCUUAACUGCCUGCCUGUUCUAUUGACUGCUUUUGUGCUUACAGCAGCGCACCCUCGCCGCGGCAUAGCCGCUGUCCAGCAGGAGGGUCCUACAGCACAUGUGCUGCCCGGCUUGUAGCAGCACACACUCGCCACGGCAUAGCCGCUGUCCAGCGGGAGGGUCCUUCAGCACUGAAGCUGCACGGCUUCUCCCUUCAGCACCACUAACGCUCUCUCUCUCGCUGCCCGCCGCAGGAUCUCAUCUUCCCAUCUGCCUCGAGUGCCUGUAGCCGGUUUUGUCUCCCUGUUCCUGGCCUUUUGUGGCUGGUCCCCACAUAUACUCUCUCCCACCGUUCGCUGUCUGGCCGGAGCCCGAACGUGUGUGGCUCUCCUCCCCGGUGCUUGUGUGUGCUCCCCGCCUCAGCCGUCUGCCCUGGUGUGGCUUUAUGCCCAGACGCGCUAUUGUCUGUUUACCCACGUUAUUGUUAAUAAAACCUUCUGUUUACUGCAUUGGGAUCUCUUCUGUUUUCUUGUGCCUGACAGAACGGACUUGCCAUAAAUGGAUCCCGCAGAUACAGAAUCUGGCUGUUCAGCGACCGCUCGGCUCUCCACUACUGCCCAGGAGGAGGAUUCGGCUUUCACUGCCCACCGCAACCACCAUGCCCGUUUACUCUUUGGCAUGCGGCAGAGAGGAGCAGAGAUCCGGUCCUUCGCCUCCAGGUUCUUGGAGGAGGCUCGUCUUGCCGGGCUUAGCGGGAGAGAGCUAAAGGUGAUAUUUUAUGCCUGCCUCGAUGAGCCUCUCAGGUCCAGUGAGGUGGAGUUGCUCAAGCCCUUGGACUUCUUCGACAUGGUCAACUACGUGAGGAACAGGCCUGAACCCAAGUCUAGACCCCUGUCACCUGUCCCAGAGGGCCGCGUUGUCGGGAGGAUGGUCCUGGAGAGCUCAGCACCCACCACAUCAAGCUCCAUAAGCUCCGCCCCGCCAGCCAGCCUUCGGGGUAGUCGUCUGGCGAUACGGGGAAGGGGCAUUCAGACCGGGGCGAUCAGGUUGGGGAGGUCGACUCUCAUCUCUCCAGCGCUGGAGACUACGCCCGCACCCGAUCUCCAUCCUGCAUUACCGGUCUCCGGACAGAGGAAGAAGGACUCCUCCGCUCUUCAACCAGCUGCCACCCCUCAGUCCUCUGAGAAAGCAGCAGCCUCUGUCUGCUCCGCUGCAGCCCCUGCCGUCUGCGCAGCCUCCGCUGCAGCCCCUGCCGUCUGCGCAGCCUCCGCUGCAGCCCCUGCCGUCUGCGCAGCCUCCGCUGCAGCCCCUGCCGUCUGCGCAGCCUCCGCUGCAGCCCCUGCCGUCUGCGCAGCCUCCGCUGCAGCCCCUGCCGUCUGCGCAGCCAACAGCAGCAGCCUUUGUCUCUGUCCCGUCUCCGCUGCCGUCCGCAGCGGCCCCUGUCACUGUCCCUGUCUUGUCUCCGCUGCCGUCCGCAGCCUCCUCUGUCAAGGUCCCUGUCUCGUCUCUGCAGCCGCCCGCUGCACCCCCUGUCAUAGACUCUGUAUCGUCUCUGCAGUCACCCGCUGCACCUCCUGUCAUUGUCCCUGCCUCGUCUCCGCUGCCGUCUGCAGCGGCUCCUGUGACUAUUCCUGUCUCGCCUCCGCAGCCGUCCGCUGCGCCCCCUGUCACAGUCUCCAUGUCGUCUCCGCCGCCGGACGCGGCGCCCCCUGUCAUUGUCCCUGCCUCGUCUCCGCUGCCGUCUGCAGCGGCUCCUGUGACUGUUCCUGUGUUGUCUCCGCUGCCGGCCACAGCGCCCCCUGUCAUGUUUCCUGUUUCCCCUCAGCCUGUAAACCCUGACCUAGUUGUUCCUGCCUUGCCCCAAGCUGUUUCCUCCCCACGGAACCCUGUUAGGCCUGCCCGGUCUUCCCGCACCCAACCCUCAGCUACUCCCCGGGGUCAGAGGUCUCGUCCUGUAC